GUAUCGCUGGCGUCGGCGAAUCGCUCGCCUUGGCUGGAUGGAAAGUCGACCGUACCGUAGAGCAAAAGAGCAGCAGUUGCGCGAGUGGAGUGAGCAGCAGUCGGGCCGAAGUGGAGCGAGCAAGCUGUCGAGCCGCCAGACGCCAAGACACCAGCCAAGCUCCAGCAACGGCUGCAGGGCUUCCUGAGGUCCUUCGAGGCGCCCAUCCGCAGGUACCUGGCGGCGCAGUUCACCGCCAGCAGCGAUGACGCUCCUUCCGCCAGACACAUGAAGGCACCAGACACGACCAAGGAGGAGCAGGGUCCGGUGGCUGUGGGGAAAACCGCCGGGCCUGCUGAGGAGUCUCCAGUGCGGCGGAUCGCACUCACGGCCUCUGAGGAUUUGCCUCCCCGAAAGUCGCCAGUGACCGUUCAGGAAUGGGUCGACUCGCUACCUCACCCUGGCGAGGUGCCUUCUUCGCCUGUGAUCCAACGCAGACACGAGGAGACCUCCGGCGAGCACGCGGACACCUUGGCCCUUGGCGCUGAAGCUGAGCUGAUCCUCAGACAGACGCCGCCCUCCAUCGUUGUCCAAGGCCCGCAACAAGCCGAGGAGGAGGUCGACUGCGAGGUGCAACUGCGUCGACGUGAAGCGUUCAAGUCUGGCGAGCGCGUCGCGUCGUUCGCGUCCGACUCGGCGGCGUCGAACGCUUCGAGUGCCGGCGUCGAGAGCUACCUUGAGUCGCGAAAGCCUGACCCGGAAACCAUCCUGCUCAACCUCGGCUUCGGCGGGUCCCAGGACUCGGCCAAUGAACUCGGAUUAUCCAGGAUUCCGCAACGCUUCCUUCAGCCCUCACAGGUGAAGGGGAUCUCAAUCAACCAAUUCUACAACAUCGAGCGUUUGCAGGCAGAGACCUUCGAGACUGGUUUCUACGGCUACCGCGGUUUGACAGGUCCGUCGCACAAGCCGUCGCCGAUCGUGGCCAAAAUCAUGGAGAGACUGAGGCACCACGAGCGUUCCAACUCGGAGGGGUCAGUGGCCUCGGCGCCGGCGGCCCCGCAGACGGUCCCCUCGACAGCGGCGACGGCCGACCCGCCUGAUGCAACAACGCAUCGCUUUGCCAGGGCGGCGCAAAAAGUGCAAAACUCCAAGAGUGUUCUCACCCGAAUCCAAAGCUGGAAGUCGGACAGUCAAAAUUCUUCGGCGGCGAGCGUGCUGAACGCGGACAACCGGCGUUUCCUAGAGAAGCAGGCGCUGUCGAAGAGUCCGGACGUGCCGCGGCGCAUCAUCAUGGGCCGGCGCUCGUACACCUUCAGCGGCGACGACCUGAUCGAGUGCAACGAAAUGACUGCCUCGCCGCCCCCGGCAAAGGUGCCGCAGCAGCCGAUUCGCUUCCCGCCGCCGCUCGUGCACAAGGACUCGAUCCUCUCCUCCACCACCAGCUACUCGGACGACUCGGACGAGUCCGAAGAGGACUUUCGCCGCCGCUCUUUCCUAAAACGCACACGCCCCCUCACGCCGCCGCCGGAACUGCCUCCCACCAUCCCGGUUGCCGCCUCCACGCCUGCCAAACCCCCUGCCAGGAUGGUGUCCACCUCGAGUUUCAGCUCUUGGGAAUCGGACUCGUGGCUGCCCUCGCCGCCCGCAGGCCCGAAACUGGCGUUCAGCACCUUUUCCUCCAUCGACGAGUCCUCGGAGCAGGAGCUUCUUGCCAGGGCCGAGUCCCAGGAUGGCCUGCGCGUUAAGUCCUCGACCGAGGUGGCCACGGCCGCGGCGGCCGCUCUGGCCGCGCGGCGCGGCAGUCUGAAACGGCAAAGCAGGGUCAGCGAGGAGGAGGAGCCAUCGACGUCGAGCGGCGUGGCCACCAACCCUCCCGACGGCGUCCUUUCCAGGACGGGCAGCGCCCAGUCGGACAGCAGCGGCUUCCAGGAGGAGUCGGCCAACACAGUCAGUCACUCAGUCUCGCCAGAGGAGACGGCUGAGGAGCACCGGUCUUCAGGCUCCGCUUCUCCGGUCAAUGCUGCCAGACUGAUGGAACUUCAGGACCAGGCGUCAAAGUCCCUCGAGACAUUCCGAGCUCAGGUGCUGGCUGAGACCAACCCUGAAAAGCAAGCACUGAUACAAGUCAAAGUAGACCAAAUAUCUGGUGUUCUGCUGCAACUGCAGUCACUCUGUGAGAAUUUCCAGGAGCAGGAAGGAUGAAGCAAUAAUUAAUUGUGAUUAAAUCUAUUCGUUCAACAUUUCCAUAGCUUCCAAGAGCACAAAACGCAUAGCCAUAUAUACUCCCCUGUUUUUCGCCUCUUUAAGGGACCAAUUUUUUGAUUUGUUGCUAUUGAUACGAUUACGCUGUUUUUGUUGGUUAUUCUUAACGCAUACUUAUAUUAAGAUUUUCCCAGUCAAUUGUUUUGUUGUUGUCAUGUGAGAGUGAGAAGAAGAAGAAGAAGAUGCAUGUAAUUUUAGCCUCUGCGUAUUCGUAAGAGCGUUGAGAUUUUCGAGCAAUAAAAACUGGCGACAGAGAGCUGAAA
Messenger RNA from Cloeon dipterum, 2504 nucleotides. It is a transcript of the gene olf186-M, whose product is annotated as Ki-ras-induced actin-interacting protein-IP3R-interacting domain olf186-M. The record is from RefSeq and is a predicted model, not a curated record. Lineage: Eukaryota; Metazoa; Arthropoda; Insecta; Ephemeroptera; Baetidae. The transcript is spliced from 13 exons. Gene Ontology annotation, molecular function: signaling receptor binding. Bases 268 to 2181 code for a protein of 637 amino acids.